AUGAAACUUGUUGAAUAUCUGGCGUGCAUCUGCUAUCUCCAGUGCUGCGCAAGAUAUACAAGUGGCAGCAAAUUUGAAUUAUGCAGUCAAGUACACAUCACCACGCCAGAGAAGCAGACCUUCGAAGUUUUCCACAUCCCGACAGCCAACUCGUCGAAUGGAUGCUGGUGUCACUUCGUGCCGCAAACUGAUGACGACCUGGAAAUAAAAAUUAUUGGAUUUCAAUCUCUGAGUUCCAACUGCAAAUCCAAGGUAACGUUUGAGAUGAAAGUUAAUAGGAAGAGUUCUAAGAGAAAACAUUGGUGGAUGCAAAAGUGUUUGCACGGGUGGAUCGAACCGAAAAUCGAAUUAGAAUUUGAAGAUGUAACUUUUGUAAAUAUAUCGUACAAAAACAACAUGCAAACCAGCAAAGACACCUUUCAAAUUUUUCUACAAUUUGAAACUGGAAAUGUCCAGAUGACUUGCAACAUUCCACAAAACAAUAUAAACAACAACAAUCCCGACAUCACUGCUUACGACGACAACUCCACGCAACCGAUCGAGGAUCUUCAAGAUAAUGAGGUCGUCGACAAUCAAAAGUUACAUGUGAGAGCCAUUGUUUCAGCCAUGGUUGCAAUGCUGAUUAUUCUUCUCCUGCUGACUUUGGGAGCAUUUUUACUAAGAAAACGGCGCCAGAACUUGAAAAACAACAAAAGUGACGCAUCAUUACAACGUCACAACGUUCAAGAAAUUGUUAACGUUAAGAAGACCGGCAUGUCGAAUUCUCAAAACAAGCAAGCAACGCCAUCGCCAAAUUUUAUGACACCAACUUCAAACAAGUUUACAAACGUCAGCGUCGAACUCAACGACAAGCAAUAUAUAACCAUGCACUCUCCUAGUAUUGAAAAAUCUGAAUAUGUCACUGAAGACAAUCCUAACGAUGAUCGUUACGCCUCAGUUGUUGAUACUAUCGCAUCCGAUAACUACUACUAA
Molecule: messenger RNA, 972 nt
Organism: Helobdella robusta
Lineage: Eukaryota; Metazoa; Annelida; Clitellata; Rhynchobdellida; Glossiphoniidae
Exons: 5
Coding region: 1-972 (323 amino acids)
Source: RefSeq, a predicted model, not a curated record